Molecule: messenger RNA, 3943 nt
Organism: Petromyzon marinus (sea lamprey)
Lineage: Eukaryota; Metazoa; Chordata; Hyperoartia; Petromyzontiformes; Petromyzontidae
Product: pyruvate kinase PKM
Biological process (GO): glycolytic process
Molecular function (GO): magnesium ion binding; pyruvate kinase activity; potassium ion binding
Source: RefSeq, a predicted model, not a curated record
CCCACGUUUCAAGUGGGCUGCCCGCAGCUUAAAACGGACGUCACAGCUGUUCCGCUCCCCCGCUCCGCCGGAUAGAUAGUGCCGUGUCUCAGCCUGAGCGCCAUUCCUAGAAGCUCACGGAAGACUCGCUCCCGCUGCUCCGUGUCCCCCUUCGCAGAAGUCUGUAGCGGACGUGCUCGCAUUUUGAAUCGCAGCGAAGCUCCCAACCUCCCCUGAGCAGACAUGGCAAGCCACGACCCUGGAAGCGCCUUCGUGCAGACGCAGCAGCUGUCGGCAUCGCGCGCCGACACAUUCCUGGAGCACAUGUGCCUCCUGGACAUCGACUCGGAGCCCAUCACGGCACGCAACACUGGCAUCAUCUGCACCAUCGGGCCUGCAUCGCGCUCGUUGGACACCCUGAAGGAGAUGAUCAAGUCGGGCAUGAACAUCGCUCGCAUGAACUUCUCCCACGGCAGCCACGAGUACCACUCUGACACCAUCAAGAACGUGCGCGAGGCCACGGAGAGUUUUGCCGGGAAUCCCAUCUACUACCGCCCUGUGGGGGUCGCCCUCGACACCAAGGGGCCCGAGAUCCGCACCGGCCUCAUCAAGGGGAGCGGCACGGCGGAGGUGGAGCUGAAGAAGGGCGCGGAGCUGAAGGUGACGCUGGACGACGCUUACCAGGACGCGUGCGACGAUACCAUGGUGUGGCUCGACUACAAGAACAUCACCAAGGUCGUGACGCCCGGCAGCAAGAUCUUCGUGGAUGACGGCCUCAUCUCCCUGCUCGUCAAGGAGAUCGGCGACGACUACGUCAUUACAGAGGUAGAGAACGGGGGGAUGCUGGGCAGCCGCAAGGGCGUGAACCUGCCCGGCGCCGCUGUGGACCUCCCCGCCGUCUCCGCCAAGGACGUGCAGGACCUGCAGUUCGGCGUGGAUCAGGGCGUGGACAUGGUGUUCGCAUCGUUCAUCCGCAAGGCCGCCGACGUCGAGGAGGUGCGAGCCGUGCUGGGGGAGAAGGGGAAGAACAUCAAGAUCAUCAGCAAGAUUGAAAACCACGAGGGCGUGCGCAGGUUUGAGGAGAUCCUGGAAGCCAGCGACGGAAUCAUGGUGGCUCGUGGGGACCUGGGAAUCGAGAUUCCCGGAGAGAAGGUGUUCAUUGCGCAGAAGAUGAUGAUCGGACGCUGCAACCGUGCGGGCAAGCCGGUCAUCUGUGCCACGCAGAUGCUGGAGAGCAUGAUCAAGAAGCCUCGGCCUACGCGCGCGGAGAGCAGCGACGUGGCCAACGCGGUGCUGGACGGCGCCGACUGCAUCAUGCUGAGCGGGGAGACGGCCAAGGGAGACUACCCCCUGGAGGCCGUGCGCAUGCAGCACGCGAUUGCCCGGGAGGCCGAGGCGGCUAUGUACCACCGUCAGCUGUUUGAGGAGCUGCGGCGGCUGUCGGGCAUCACCAGCGACCCCACCGAGACCACCGCCAUCGGCACCGUCGAGGCCUCCUUCAAGUGCUCUGCGGGUGCCAUCAUCGUGCUCACCAAGUCCGGGCGCUCUGCUCACCUGCUCUCCAAGUACCGCCCGCGCGCGCCCAUCAUCGCGGUGACGCGCUGCGGCCAGACCGCGCGCCAGGCGCACCUCUACCGCGGGAUCUUCCCCGUGCUGUGCCGCGAGCCGGUCAACGACGUGUGGGCCGAGGACGUGGACCUGCGCGUCAACCUCGCCAUGGAAGUCGGCAAGUGCCGCGGCUUCUUCAAGCAGGACGACGUGGUGAUCGUCGUGACGGGCUGGCGCCCGGGUUCCGGCUACACGAACAUGAUGCGCGUCAUCAAGGUCACAUAGAGCGGGGCGGCCAAGCGAGCGCGACAGAGGGGCAGGCGAGCGAGGGGGCACCAAGGAGAGCUGGCGGGUAGAAAAUGACGACGCAUGCUAAACCGGGGACCAAGUACACUCCAGGGCCGGUUGGCAAAAUGACGACGUGGAUGGUUUUUUCCUGUGUGUUUUUGUCUAAUUUUUUUCUGUUUACUAUUUUGUUAUUUUCGAGUCCUUGGAUAUUCUUCGUUCCAUCAGAGUGCUUUCAUCGGGUGCCGAACGGGACUGUCCAAUAAUUUCAUUGCUCAAAUACAGCUUUAUCGUUUUAGCAGAGCACUUGCCAUUCAGUGCUCUGAGGUCUUGGUCACGUUUCUGUAAUUUCCAAAAAGAAAAGAACCAACCAACCAAUGUGUGCUCGCUGUGAGCAGCCAAACGUAAUAGACAAUCGACGCCGACUCUAAUGCCGACAAAGCAGCUGUGAAAAUAUUAAUUCUGUACCGUGUACCAUGAACUGGCAAAAUCUGUCGGACGUGGGACACACGCGUGUAAGGACCGGACUAAUUAUGUCCGCAUGUUUCAAACGGAACUUACACCUACGCAAAAUAGUAACACGAUAUUUCCUCCGGUUAGUUUUUAGGCUAGGUGCUUUACAACGAUGGCAAAAUGUAAAAAAAAAAACCUGGCUUACUGAAUACUCGUAGCCUAUGACCAAAUCGACCGGAAUGCGCCCGAGUCCUGGUCGACCAAGCCGGGUAGAGCCCGCGGGUUGCGUUUUGCAUGGUUGACCAUCGUGCAACAGGGGUUUUUGGCCAACAGAUGGCAGUGCACCAACAUCCCCGUUAUUCUUUCCCCAACCCUAACCAUCGGUGGUCGAAUCGCGGGCGAGGGACCCGCGCGGCAUCCGGAGGCCCUCGUCCAGCAGUGGAUCGGCAUUCGUAGGCGGGACAGGGACGGCGGGUUGAUGGAAAAACUCGCGAUUUGCCGUGGGGCCACGCGUGUGUUGUGAGUGUCGCUCCCGAUGGUAGCACUCUGCGUGCGGAAGGCCGCGCUGUUCUCGGCAGACAUAACGAGGAAGAGGAGGUCUUGUCUCCUCGAUGUUAAAGACAAACGUUUAACUUCAGACGAGUCCCACGCAGCGGCUCUGUCGCUGCCGCCGCCGCCGCUGCCGCUUUGCGUGUUCGUGUGUGCGUGCGUAUAUAUAUCCAUGUGUGGGCCUUGCAAACGUUAAUCUACUGUAUCGCGCAAGCACUUAGGCCGGUGUUGGCCACGAUAUUUUUCUCUCUCUUGGAAACGGCAAAGUUAUGAGAAGUACUUUAAUGUGUGCACAGCUUGAAAUAAAAAUGUAAAAUGCGAGCUCAUUCCAAACACGGCGAGCGCUGCUUUGUGGCUUAAGUUUAUUUUUCCAACACGUACAACCACAGGACGGCAAUAUAAGCAGGUGAUUGUUCUCCUGCAUAAUAGACGUGCUUUUUAAAUUUGCCUUCGUGAACCAAGAAUCUAUAUAUUUUCUGCCACCAAUAUAUAUGCGUAAUAGUAUAAACGUAUAGUCUCGCUUCCCAGCAAAAACCAAGACGCAUCUCCCAAAGAAAAAAAACGCGUUCUCCUUCGGGGCAUCCACGGACAUGAAGGGCAUCAUCGCUGUCAAUGUUGUCGUCUCCUCUUCUUCAUUGUGGUGGUGCCAGCACCUGCGCCCCGUAUAGCUGAGACAAACGUUGCCACACCGACGGUUAACCCCACGGCGGUUAACCUCCACUCCGGUUAACCCCGCGGUGGGCGGCCACAUCUCGGCAGGCUUUACGUAACGGAUGCCACGUAAAAAAAACUUGGCUGUAACUCUGGAUUUCGCAAGAAAAAGACACAUUGUGCUUUUUGUCUUAGUUGAACACUUGAAGAUUGUGUGUGUACGGUGGUGGUUGGUGGCGACGGCUGUGGGCUGUGUGUGUGUGUGUUUGCUGUGCUGCUGCAGUGUAUUUAUUCUCUCUACCCAAGUUCCUCCGCUCACUUCCCCGCACCUGAGUUCACCUCCCCUUCGUCUCCCCCCCCCCCUCAACCCUUCCUCCCUUCCUUCCCUUUGCUUCAUCUGCACUGUGCUGCCGUCUCGCCCGGGCUUGUCUUGUCUUGUAAAAGGGAAAAUAAAAACCUCCAUGUGAGCAUGCGUGCA